This is a messenger RNA of Alligator sinensis (Chinese alligator), 1103 nucleotides long. RefSeq names its product protein kinase AMP-activated non-catalytic subunit gamma 3 (gene PRKAG3). The record is from RefSeq and is a predicted model, not a curated record. The transcript has 9 exons. NCBI's taxonomy places the organism in Eukaryota, Metazoa, Chordata, Crocodylia, Alligatoridae. The coding region runs from base 1 to 873 and encodes 290 amino acids.
AUGCUCACAAUCACCGACUUCAUCAACAUCCUGCACCGCUACUACCGGUCACCCUUGGUGCAGAUCUAUGAGAUCGAGCAGCACAAGAUUGAGACCUGGCGAGAGGUUUACCUGCAAGGCUCCUGCAAACCCCUCGUCUUCAUCUCCCCCAACAACAGCCUCUUUGAUGCUGUCUACUCACUGAUCAAGCACAAGAUCCACCGGCUGCCUGUGAUCGAGCCGGUGUCGGGCGACGUCCUGCACAUCCUCACGCACAAGCGCCUGCUCAAGUUCCUCCACAUCUUCGGCACGACUAUCCCGAAGCCGCGGUUUCUGCAGAAAACUAUCCAGGAGCUGGGCAUCGGCACCUUCCGCGACGUGGCCAUGGUGCACGAGGCAGCGCCCCUCUACGACGCCCUUGAGAUCUUUGUCGCCCGCCGGGUCUCUGCCCUGCCGGUCGUCAAUGAAGCUGGGAAGGUCGUGGGGCUGUACUCCCGCUUUGAUGUCAUUCACCUGGCGGCACAGAAGACCUACAACAACCUGGACGUGAGCGUGGGCGAGGCCCUGCGGCAGCGCAGCCUCUCCCUGGAGGGCGUCCUCACCUGCUACCCCCAUGAGACCAUGGAGGCCGUCAUCGACCGCAUCACCAGCGAGCAGGUCCAUCGCCUGGUUCUGGUGGACGAGCAGCAGUUCCCGCGGGGCAUCAUCUCGCUGUCCGACAUCCUCCAGGCACUGGUGCUCACGCCCGCAGGUAGGCUCUGCCCCCCUACCACCCCCCACCCCCACCGCAUGCCCCUGCCUGGCUGCCCUGGGGCUGGGAGGGCCCUGUGCCUGCCUCGCGCUCAGGUCUGUAUCCCGUGCCGGCAAAUCCCUUGGCAUCUCCGCAUGCCAUGAACGGGCACCCCCAUGCACCCAGCCUCCACUCCCUGGCUGCAGCUGUCCUGUCGGCCCUGACCCCCCACCCCCACCAGUCCUUGUGCCCCUGGCAGAGGAGCCCCUGAAAUGCAGCAGGUGGAGAUCUGUGGGCAGGCGGGGGGAGGAUGGGGUGUUUCCAUCACCCCCUGGUUCAGGUCUGGUGCGGCUAGGAUCUGGAACCCGCUUCCAAAAAAGGGAGGAGGGAGGGA